Molecule: messenger RNA, 1200 nt
Organism: Cinara cedri
Lineage: Eukaryota; Metazoa; Arthropoda; Insecta; Hemiptera; Aphididae
Source: the annotation of a GenBank genome assembly
AUGAGAGUUGAGAAAACUAUGGUAAGAGUGUAAAACAUGUAGAUAUAAGUAUAUAUAAUUUGAUUGUUUAAUUAUAAUUUUUUUUUAGGAACCGGUUGAUUGAAGAAUCUAAUUUAGAAUUUGAAAAAAAUGAUAUUGAUGGAGAUGGGUUUGUUACAUGGAGAGAAUAUACUGGUAUAGGAGACACAUAUUGUUCAUCAAAUAAUGAUUUUAACACUGUAAUUAUUUUACAAUACUAACCUAAUGUUAUAAAAACAAAAAAAAAAUAAAUUUCAUUUAUUUUACUUUGUAAAACACCUAAACAGUAAUAAUGCUUUUAAAAUGUAUUUUCUUGCCUGUCAGAAAACUAAAUUUAAAAAAUUGACACUAUAAUUAAAACAAUUUAUUUGAAUAUCAUGUUUUAAAUUUCUCUAUACUAUGAUGAAACCAUAAUGAAAAUAAUAAAAAGAACAGAUCUAAUUUUUAUUAAUGACAUUUUAUUUAUUUCAGGAAUAUUAAAUCUUUAUUUUAUAGUUAUAAAUAAUUGUCCAUUUUAGGAUACUAAAGAAGAAAAAGCAUACUUUAUAGCAUCAGAUAUUGAUAAUGAUGGACAACUAAGUCAAGUAGAAUUCCAGUAUUUUAAUAGACCAGAAAUUUAUCCACACAUGAAACCAACAAUAAUUAACUGCCUUAUGAAUAUAUAUGAUACAAAUGAAGAUGGUCAAAUUACAUCUGAUGAGUUUAUAGCUGGUGGAUGUAAGAGAAAUAAAUCCCACUUUUUACUUACUCUAGAUUUACUUGUUUAAAAUUUCAGUGGUAGGACAAGAUGAAGAAGAAUUUACUGAGAUAGAUACUGACAAAAACCACAUAUUCAACAAAAAUGAAGUGCACAUGGCAUGGGCUUCUUCAAAGGAUGUAGUGUACGUAUUCAAAAAAUAAUAUAAUAAGUUAUACUUAUAAUACUACUUAAAUUAAUAUGUUUUAUAAUAUUAUAAGAAAUCUUAAAAUUUAAAAAUUAUUCACUCAUAAAAAUAUUAAUUAUGAUUACUAUAAAAUGUAUGAAACCAAAUUUACAGCAUGAUAGCAGAGAGUGAUGCUGAACAUUUUAUUUCUAUAUCAGAUAAAAAUAAAGAUGGCCUACUUAGUUUUGAAGAAAUAUUGAACAUAACAUAUACUUCUCAAAAUGGUGAAGAAUACAAUACAUUUAGAGAAGAAUUAUAG